AUGAUUAGAACUGCCAGAACAGGCCUUACGGCGGUCAGAACUCUUCGUAUCACGACCAACCAGGACUCCUUCAAGGCGCCCUUUGUUCCCCUUGUGGCUAACGGGUUCCUGCAGGCAAUCGGCAACACGCCGCUCAUUCGGUUACCCCGGAUUUCUGACUCCAUCGGCAGAAACGUCUAUGGAAAAGCUGAGUUCAUGAACCCUGGCGGUUCCAUUAAAGAUCGUGCUGCUAAGUUUAUUCUCGAUGAAGCUGAGGCCAAAGGCUUGGUCCAGCCUGGCGGGACAAUUGUCGAAGGCACUGCUGGAAAUACCGGUAUUGGUUUGGCCCAUGUUUGCCGUCUGCGUGGGUACAAUUGUGUGAUUUACAUGCCAAACACUCAAUCUAAGAAUAAGAUUGAGACGUUACGUCUUUUGGGUGCUGAGGUUUACCCCGUGCCUGCGGUUGCGUACGACAAUCCAGAGAACUAUAACCAUCAAGCAAAGAGACACGCAGAGAGACUUGAGAAUGCUGUUUGGACUAACCAGUUCGAUAAUAUUGCCAACAGACAGGCUCAUAUUGAUGGCACGGGCCCGGAGAUUUGGGCCCAGUUGGAUGGCAAAGUCGAUGCAUGGACUUGUUCUACAGGUACUGGCGGUACGUUUGCUGGUGUGACCAGGUACUUGAAGCUGAUGGACGAGAAGGUCAAGUGUGUUUUGGCGGACCCUCCAGGAUCUGUUUUGUACUCUUAUAUUAAGAGCAACGGUAAGGAGAUUAUCAGAGGUGGUUCUUCGUUCACUGAAGGUAUUGGUCAAGGUAGAGUUACCGAGAACUUGAAGCCAGAGAUUGAUCUUUUGGAUGAAGCUAUUCAGAUUUCUGACGAAAAGUCUAUUGCCAUGCUUUACAGGUUGCUUGACGAGGAGGGAAUUUAUGUGGGCGGUACGUCUGCGUUGAAUGUUGUUGCAGCCAUGGAGGUGGCCCAGACGUUGCCAGAGGGCUCUAACGUGGUGACUGUUUUGUGUGACAGUUGCCAUAAGUAUUCUGACCGGGUCUUCCUGCAGGAAUGGCUCAAGAGCAAGAACUUGUGGGACGCCAUUCCUCAAGAGUUGCAAAAGUACGCUGUUCUUCCAUAG
Messenger RNA from Candidozyma haemuli, 1110 nucleotides. RefSeq lists its product as uncharacterized. The record is from RefSeq and is a predicted model, not a curated record. Lineage: Eukaryota; Fungi; Ascomycota; Pichiomycetes; Serinales; Metschnikowiaceae. The coding region runs from base 1 to 1110 and encodes 369 amino acids. Gene Ontology annotation, molecular function: pyridoxal phosphate binding; cysteine synthase activity. Gene Ontology annotation, cellular component: cytoplasm. The transcript has a single exon.